AUGUUUUAUGCCCACUUUGUCCUCAGCAAACGUGGGCCGCUGGCCAAAAUCUGGCUGGCGGCCCACUGGGACAAGAAACUGACCAAAGCACAUGUGUUUGAGUGCAAUCUGGAGAGCAGCGUGGAGAGCAUCAUCUCACCCAAGGUGAAAAUGGCUUUACGAACAUCAGGACAUCUGCUGCUGGGGGUGGUGAGGAUCUACCACAGGAAGGCCAAGUACCUGCUGGCAGACUGUAACGAGGCCUUCAUCAAGAUCAAGAUGGCGUUUAGACCAGGUGUGGUGGAUCUUCCAGAGGAGAACAGAGAGGCGGCCUACAAUGCUAUCACACUGCCUGAGGAGUUCCAUGAUUUUGAUCAGCCACUUCCAGACCUAGAUGAUAUUGACGUUGCUCAGCAGUUCAACUUGAACCAGAGUAGAGUGGAGGAGAUCACCAUGAGAGAGGAGGUGGGCAACCUCAACCUGCUGCAGGACAAUGACUUCGCUGACUUCGGUAUGGACGACCGGGAGAUGAUGCGGGAGGAGAGUGCGUUCGAGGUGGACAUCAUGGGAGCGUCCGCUUCCAACCUGCUGCUGGAGGCCGAGGGUGGAACUAACCAGAUGGCUGACAAGACUAACCACCUGGAGUAUGAUGACCAGUACAAGGACGACUUCGGAGACAACCCAAUGGAGAGCAACGAGGGAGGCAUGCUGGUGGACAAGCUGCUGAGUAACGAGGAUGGAGGCGGCAUCUUUGACGACCCUCCAGCCAUCACAGAGAGUGUGAUGAUGCCUCAGGACCACGGAGACGAUGACGACGACUUUGACGCUCUCUCGGCGGGUGCCCCAGAUAGUCCAGACUCAGGCCCAACAGAGCCCCUACCAGCCAUGGCAGACCAGGCAGAACAGACCACCCUGGUUCACAAUGAGGAAGAAACCUUCGCUCUGGAGCCUAUCGACAUCACAGUGAAGGAGACCAAGGCAAAGCGUAAGAGGAAGCUGAUUGUGGACAGCGUGAAGGAGCUGGACAGUAAAACCAUCCGUGCACAGCUGUCUGAUUACUCUGACAUUGUCACCACACUCGACCUGGCACCCCCCACCAAGAAGCUGAUGAUGUGGAAGGAGACCGGCGGAGUCGAGAAGCUUUUCUCUCUCCCUGCUCAGCCUCUCUGGAACGCUAGGCUGCUUAAGAUGUUUACAAGGUGUCUGACACCACUGGUACCAGACGAGCUUAGGAAGAGGAGGAAAGGUGGAGAGGCUGACAGUCUGGUUGAAUUCCUCAAGGACCUGGAGAACCCGGAGGUGCCCAGAGAGGAAACAACAGCACACCAGCAGAGAGACAUCAUGGACCAGACCAUCAUGGAGGAGGCCAAUGCUCUGCAGACUUCAGCUGUGGAAGGCAGCAGGACCACGCUGGACGAGUCGGUCAUGCCGCCGCCGUCCUCCCAACGUGGCCUCAAACGCAAAGCCCAGGACACAGAACCAGCCCUGCCUCCACAAGAGCCGCAGGGGUCCAGAGGCUCUAAUGUGUCCCAGCAGCUGGAGCCGUCCAAUGUGGAUCUUCCCCCAGAGGAAACCACUAACAUCAGCCAGCUGAUAGAGUUGGACCUGCUUGGUGACAAGGACAAGAAAAAGAAUGAUGACGACUCUGAUGAAGAGGAGGAGGCACAGGGAGGAGAUCAGGACCAGGAGGAGAGGAGGUGGAACAAAAGAACCCAGCAGAUGCUCCAUGGCCUCCAGAGGGUGAUGACCAAAACAGGUGCCCAGUCGGUCAGCCUGCUGGAUCUGUGCAGGAACAACAACAAGAAGCAGGCAGCUGCUAAGUUCUACAGCUUCCUGGUUCUGAAGAAGCAGCAGGCGGUGGAGCUCGUCCAGGAGGAGCCGUACAGCGACAUCAUCGCUACGCCCGGACCUCGCUUCCACAUCAUCUAG
Chelmon rostratus (copperband butterflyfish) is the source of this 1908-nucleotide messenger RNA. Its product is annotated as double-strand-break repair protein rad21 homolog A-like. Gene Ontology annotation, biological process: replication-born double-strand break repair via sister chromatid exchange; synaptonemal complex assembly; mitotic sister chromatid cohesion. The record is from RefSeq and is a predicted model, not a curated record. Lineage: Eukaryota; Metazoa; Chordata; Actinopteri; Chaetodontiformes; Chaetodontidae. Bases 1 to 1908 code for a protein of 635 amino acids. Gene Ontology annotation, cellular component: cohesin complex; synaptonemal complex. The transcript is spliced from 13 exons. Gene Ontology annotation, molecular function: chromatin binding; protein binding.